UUCGUUCCUUCUUCACUCUCCUCUCUCUCUCUCUCUCUCUCUCUCUCUCUCUCUCUCUCUCUCUCGCACACAUACGCAUGAUCGGGCUAUAAUUGAAGACGCACAUUUUCUCUCUUAAUUUCUUUGUCGUAACUUGCGAGUUAAGAAGAACUUCUGAUGAUUUCACCGUGAAACGUCACUUUUCCGUGGUUUGUUUUCAUGAAUGAACUCUAUCUAGAAGGUGAUAAAUUUCUGCACUUGGUAUCAAUGACAUUGAAGCAUUGAGUUAUUAAGUAUUUUAUUUCGAGAGAACUGACAUCUAAGGCAAGAAUUUGUUUGUUAUGGCUUCAAGAGUGAUUUUGCAAAAGAAAAGGAGCCUCUUGUUCAACCCUCUGAGUAGUCAAUCUGCUCGCUUUAUUCUUGGAUUCUCAAGUCUUGGUCAUGGCCAACCAGUCGAAUCUAGUGAAUUAGAAGGUUUGAUUCAGGUUCCCUUCUGUCCAUCUGCAACUAAUGGACAGAGAUUGGAAAGAAAUUCAUUUACUGUCAACAAAGAUGAUCUAUCAGCUUGUGCAGCAUCAAGAUUUCUCUUGCAUAGUUCCUCUAGUGUUUCAAAUUUUGGUUUUAGAAUUGAGAAGAUCGAGUUUGUUUCUCUUUCAAGAUCAGGGUGGAUGUCCCAAUGUACCCGUUACAUUUCCAUGUCUGCAGCUGAUCAAUCUGGAUUGGGUAGCAGUAAUGAGGGAAAUGAAAAAUCAGCUACUAAACAGAAGAAGGAGGCUUCACCAGAGGAAUGUGAUGAAGCUGUUGAAGGCUUGAGUUCCGUAAAAGCAAAAGCUAAGGCUAAACAAUUGCAAGAACCCCCUAAGAGUGCUGAAUCUAUUUUAAAGAGAUUAUGGGCUCAGAUUCUAGGAAUUGGUCCAGCUUUCAGAGCUAUUAUGUCAAUGAGCAGGGAUGAUUGGGCAAAGAAGAUUAGUCACUGGAAGGAUGAAUUUAAAUCUACCCUGCAACACUAUUGGUUUGGUACAAAACUACUUUGGGCUGAUGUCAGGAUAAGCUCCAGAUUAUUGUUGAAACUUGCUAAUGGAAAGAGUCUUUCUAGAAGGGAGAGGCAGCAACUCACAAGGACAACAGUUGAUAUUUUCAGGCUAGUUCCUUUUGCUGUAUUUAUCAUUGUUCCAUUCAUGGAGUUCUUGUUGCCAGUAUUCCUGAAACUGUUUCCCAACAUGCUGCCAUCCACUUUCCAGGACAAGAUGAAAGAGCAGGAGGCAUUGAAAAGAAGGCUCAACGCAAGAAUAGAAUAUGCCAAGUUUCUUCAAGAUACUGUAAAAGAAAUGGCGAAGGAGAUUCAGAAUUCACGAAGUGGAGAAAUAAAGAAGACAGCAGAAGAUCUUGAUGAAUUUAUGAACAAGGUCAGAACAGGUGCUGGAGUUUCAAAUGAUGAAAUCUUAGGCUUUGCCAAAUUAUUUAAUGAUGAGCUCACUUUGGAUAACAUUAGCAGGUCUCGCUUGGUAAAUAUGUGUAAAUAUAUGGGUAUCAGCCCAUAUGGAACUGAUGCAUAUUUGCGUUUUAUGCUUCGCAAAAGAUUACAGGAGAUCAAGAAUGAUGAUAAACUGAUUCAAGAAGAAGGUGUGGAGUCUCUUUCAGAAGCAGAGCUUCGUCAAGCUUGUAGAGAUCGAGGAUUACUUGGAUUACUUUCAGUGGAAGAAAUGCGGCAACAGCUAAAUGACUGGCUGGAUUUGUCUCUCAACCAUUCUUUACCAUCUUCCCUCUUAAUUCUUUCUAGAGCGUUUUCUGUUUCAGGAAAGGUGAGGCCAGAGGAAGCUGUUCAAGCGACACUCUCUUCUCUGCCAGAUGAGGUUGUAGAUACUGUUGGGGUGACAACUUUGCCAUCUGAAGAUUCUGUUUCAGAAAGGAAGAGGAAGUUGGAAUUUCUUGAAAUGCAAGAGGAGCUAAUCAAGGAGGAGGAAGUGAAAGAGGAAGAGCAACAGACCAAAGUGACAGAAUCUAUUGGUAACGAAAGGGAUUUGACCAUGAAAGAGAUGGCUUCAACAACCAAACAAGCAAAAGAAGAGGUAAAAACAAAGGCUUUGGAAAAACGGGAGCACCUCUGUGAGCUCAGCCGCGCAUUGGCUGUUUUAGCAUCAGCAUCUUCGGUGAGCAGGGAACGUGAAGAGUUCUUGAGACUUGUUAGAAAGGAGAUAGGGCUGUAUAAUAGUAUGGUAGGGAAAGAAGGUACUGAAGGUGAGCAGGAAGCUAAGAUGGCCUAUAAAGCUGCAAGGAAGGAUAGUGAUGGUGCUCUUGAGGCAGCUAUUAGUGACAAGGUUUCUUCAGCACUUGUUGACAGGGUUGAUGCUAUGCUCCAGGCACUUGAAAAAGAAAUUGAUGAUGUUGAUGCUAAAAUUGGAGACCGUUGGCGGUUGCUAGACAGGGAUUAUGAUGGGAAAGUGACACCUGAGGAGGUUGCAUCUGCUACUAUGUAUCUGAAGGACACUCUGGGCAACGAAAGAAUUGAUGAACUUAUCAGCAACCUUUCCAAGGACAGUGAUGGGAAAAUAUCGGUGGAAGAUAUUGUCAAAUUGGGCACCCAGGAAGAAGAUGCUGAUAUAGACGAAGCACGAAGAUCGUAGUGUUUUAUCUAUCUUAACUUCAAUGUUCUACUUGAGUUAGAAACCCAUUUAUUUGUGAAUUGUGACUCAUUGCCAUGUUAUAUUUGAAAUGUAACCGUGAAGAAUAAUGGUUGGUUUUCCGUACUGAAAAUGUAUUCAUGAACCCACUGGCCACUGCCCUUAAAAAUAAAAGAAAGAAAA
Gastrolobium bilobum is the source of this 2783-nucleotide messenger RNA. RefSeq lists its product as uncharacterized. Lineage: Eukaryota; Viridiplantae; Streptophyta; Magnoliopsida; Fabales; Fabaceae. Gene Ontology annotation, molecular function: calcium ion binding; ribosome binding. Gene Ontology annotation, biological process: intracellular monoatomic cation homeostasis. Gene Ontology annotation, cellular component: mitochondrial inner membrane. The record is from RefSeq and is a predicted model, not a curated record. The coding region runs from base 321 to 2603 and encodes 760 amino acids. The transcript has 15 exons.